This is a messenger RNA of Dicentrarchus labrax (European seabass), 2356 nucleotides long. RefSeq lists its product as uncharacterized. The record is from RefSeq and is a predicted model, not a curated record. NCBI's taxonomy places the organism in Eukaryota, Metazoa, Chordata, Actinopteri, Moronidae. The coding region runs from base 76 to 1680 and encodes 534 amino acids. The transcript is spliced from 5 exons.
UGAUUCAUCUGCUUCAACUUGCCAGGUUAGUGUGCCAAAUAGUUCCAGCUCGCCAACAGUUAACUACUUGAGUAUAUGGCUCCAUCACAAGUUUCCAAUAUAAAGAUGAAGAAUCUUCUUUUUGGGGUUAUUCUUGGGCUUCUUGCUGCUGUCCACUCAACACCUGUUAAUACUGUGACCCAUGAUGAUGUUUAUCGAGAGGCUGUGACGGAUGGGUUCCUCAUUGCUAACCCUUCUCUAAGUUCACUCACAACUGAAUCACCCAAAAGAAAUGCAACUGUUCAAGCAACCCAGCAGCCAUCCUCUGAGUCCAAAGAGAGUGACAUUCCUGAGGGCAAUGGAGACAGCAGUGACAUGACCUCCAUGUUCCUCCAGCAUGGAGGUGAACAAUAUGCAACCACAGCUUCAAGUGUUUUACAUGCUCAGAGCUCAAUCGCCACAGUGUUGCCAAGGGACACUGACGACUCCAGUUCAGAUUCAUCUACCAUCCAAAGUCCUCAGCCUGGUUUUAUGUCUUCAUCAGUGCCAAAUGAAGUCAAUCCCAAAGAAAGCGACAUAUGGGAGGGCAGUGGUUUGGGGGACACCAAUGACAAGACCACAACCACAGUGUCGCCAAGGCACAUGGAGGAAUCCAGUUCAGAUUCAUCUACCAUCCAAAGUCCUCAGCCUGGUUUUAUGUCUUCAUCAGUGCCAAAUGAAGUCCAGUCCAAAGAGAGCGACAUAUGGGAGAGCAGUGGUUUGGGGGAAACCGAUGACAAGACCACAACCACAGUAUCACCAAGGCACAUGGAGGAAUCCAGUUCAGAUUCAUUGACCAUCCAAAGUCCUCAGCCUGGUUUUAUGUCUUCAUCAGUGCCAAAUGAAGUCAAUCCCAAAGAAAGUGACAUAUGGGAGGGCAGUGGUUUGGGGGACACCAAUGACAAGACCACAACCACAGUGUCGCCAAGGCACAUGGAGGAAUCCAGUUCAGAUUCAUCUACCAUCCAAAGUCCUCAGCCUGGUUUUAUGUCUUCAUCAGUGCCAAAUGAAGUCCAGCCCAAAGAGAGCGACAUAUGGGAGAGCAGUGGUUCUGGGGAAACCAGUAACAAGACCACAACCACAGUGUCGCCAAGGCACAUGGAGGAAUCCAGUUCAGAUUCAUCGACCAUCCAAAGUCCUCAGCCUGGUUUUAUGUCUUCAUCAGUGCCAAAUGAAGUCCAGCCCAAAGAGAGCGACAUAUGGGAGAGCAGUGGUUCUGGGGAAACCAGUGACAAGACCACAACCACAGUGUCGCCAAGGCACAUGGAGAAAUCCAGUUCAGAUUCAUCAACAGACAUGAAACGCAGCCGCAGCUCUCGUCUUGAUCUUUUACAACCCAAUAUUGACGUAGAUAAAUUGAAUGUCGUUCCUACAUCAGCCAUGCAUAAAGGACACACUACACCAGGUUGGAUCAUCAUUGUUGGUUUUAUUGUUGGUGUUGCGGCACUUGUAAUGCUCUUCGUUGCCAUCGCUACCCGAGACAAGUGGAAUGCACCAAGCCAAGCACCCCAGCUAGAGACCAAAACUAACUCCGCAAACCAGCAGAGGGAGCUAGAGAUGGAGACAUUCCUGCAUAAAGAAAAGCCCAGGGAGAAUGGAAAGGCAGCAGAGUACACAGUCAUCCCCGUGGAUGAGCUUUCAGAGAAAUAUCCAUCACACUGAGGUUCAGAAACAGACUCUCUGGAGUCUUGAUAUUCAUUGUGGAACCACAAGACUGUGUUUGAAGCAGAUGAAUUUGAUCAGAGGAACAAAACUGCCGGGGCUGUUGAUCUAAAAGUUUCUGCGGACCUCUACAGCUCUGGGCCCAGUUUGAAAAUGAAUAAUGGUCUGGUUUUUCCAUCUGAAUUUCAAAAACUCUUAUCAUAACUUUACUUACAGCAAUAUUUUGGUUGAUGUAUUUAUUUCCAUAUCAGCUAUUUUAUUAACUGUAAAAUUCAAAAGUUGCUGGGUAAAAAACACAAAUGCUGUUUAUUUCAUACACAGCUGAAAACAGUGUUUCAUUUUCUGUUUUCCUGUCAUUGUAAAUAAUAUUUGUAAUAAUACUCACAGUUCUGUUAGUGGACAGUCUGGUGAAAAGGUUCUAUUUUAAGUGUCUUUGUUGUAAUAUUAUUUCAAAUCUCUAUAUAAUAAUAUUAUUGAAAACUUUGUUGUGGAUUGUAACUUAUAUUAAGAUGCUCUGUUUUCAUCAUUGUGAAAGCUCUGUACUGAAUAGUGCUCACCCCACUACCUACACAGCACUUCGACAUGCUGUUUCAACAUGCACUUACUGAAUGUUCAUAAUGCUGUAUCAUUCCCACCCUCCUCUGAGAAAUAAACACAACAGCAGCUCAUCAAUAAA